AUGAAUAAAUCCCUCCUCGCGUUCGUGUGGAUUGCCGGGCCCUUAACAGGGACCCUUGUUCAACCCUACGUGGGUAUUCGCAGUGACAACUGCCGAAUCCCCUGGGGAAAGCGAAAACCAUUUAUGAUUGGAGGUGGGCUUGCAACAAUCGCUUCUUUGAUAGCGCUCGCCUGGGUGCGCGAACUGGUGGGCGGGAUUCUAGGCAUCUUUGGCGCUGCUCCGCGCUCUCAAGGGGUUAAAGUAACUACGAUUGUGGUGGCGACAAUCUUUAUGUUUUGCCUCGAUUUUGCUAUCAACACGGGUCAGUAUUCCCCUUUGCUCACAUGCCUACUCAUUGCGGCUCUAUCUGACGCAAAGAGUAAUGUAGUUCAAGCCGCGAUCCGGGCAUUUAUCGUAGACAAUGCGCCAGCUCACCAGCAAGAAUCCGCGAAUGCCUGGGCCAGCCGGCUCACUGGUGUCGGUAACAUUCUAGGUUAUAUUUCAGGCUACUUGGAUCUACCUAAGAUUCUCCCCUUUUUUGGGAAUACCCAAUUCAAAGUGCUUUGCAUAAUCGCUUCGAUUGCAUUAGCAAGCACUCUGCUGAUCAGCUGCUCAUACAUCGCCGAGCGAGAUCCUCGACUAGAAGGCUCACCGCGCAGCGAUAACCCAGGCAUCAUAUCAUUUUUCAAACAGGUCUUCAAGUCUAUUCGGCGCCUACCACCUCAAAUUCGCAAGGUUUGCGAAGUCCAGGUCUGUGCGUGGGUGGGAUGGUUUCCAUUUUUGUUCUAUUCGACGACCUAUAUUGGGCAACUCUAUGUCAAUCCGAUUUUCGACGAACACCCGAAUCUCCCUGAAGAUGCGAUAACGGAUAUCUGGGAGCAGGCCACACGAGUGGGCACAUUUGCUCUCUUGGUGUACGCGAUUACGUCGUUUAUUGCCAGCAUGGUGCUUCCCCUGAUUGUUGUGCCGACUUAUCGUCCCACUUUACCAGAAGAGUCGGAUGCGAGUUUGUCCAACGAGAGGCAUCCUUAUUUAAUGCGCCAUCCCUCGACCUCGACGCUUUCAUUCACCGCGUCAGCAGGUCCAGCAAUUGAAACAAGUCAUGCCCCCGUACAGCCAUCGGAAGAGAAAAGGAGUAUCCUCGCUAAACUCCAAGUUCCCGGUCUUACGCUUCGCAGAAUGUGGUUCCUUUCCCAUAUUCUAUUCGCCUUGUGCAUGUUUAGCACCUUUCUCAUAUAUUCCCCCGAGGCCGGCACCGUGGUGAUUGCUGUUGUUGGCAUAUCCUGGGCACUUACCCUCUGGGCUCCGUUUGCAUUUAUCUCGGCAGAAGUUGCAGAGCGCGAUGCGAAACACAGGCUGCAAAAGCACCAACUUAGACGGAGAACGUCUGCCUCAGAUCAGGACCCGGCAGCAUCACGUCCAGGACCCGGUGCUGAUGGGCUGUCAACCCCAGAUAGCGAUGGGAGUGCAGACAACGAGGAAACUGUUGAUCAAGCCGGGGUGAUCUUGGGGAUCCAUAACGUUGCCAUCUCCUUUCCGCAAAUCGUCUCGACGCUGAUCAGUAGUGCUAUAUUUAAAGCGCUACAGAAGCCCAGAGGCGAACCAUGGGAUGAUAGUGUUGGGUGGGUCAUGCGGUUUGGAGGCUGCGCAGCGUUGGGUGCAGCAUAUUUUACGGCUAAAUUAGGAGAAGGUGUUGGAGGGAAGGGUUUGGCUGGAAACGGGGAUGCUGUGUAG
Messenger RNA from Uncinocarpus reesii 1704, 1713 nucleotides. RefSeq lists its product as uncharacterized. The record is from RefSeq and is a predicted model, not a curated record. The transcript has a single exon. NCBI's taxonomy places the organism in Eukaryota, Fungi, Ascomycota, Eurotiomycetes, Onygenales, Onygenaceae. Gene Ontology annotation, cellular component: membrane. Bases 1 to 1713 code for a protein of 570 amino acids. Gene Ontology annotation, molecular function: sucrose:proton symporter activity.